UAACCCACCCAACCCGACCCAAAAAAUCACGGGUUAUCAGGUUCGGGUCAUUCGAAUUUUGGGUUACAAUUUUUUUUAUUUUUUGGGUGAUUUCGGAUCGGAUCAACGAAUCGUGUUGUAAUUUGCCAGGUCUAGUGACAAGUCAAACCAUAUCGAAUUUUCAAUAUAAGGGGGCUUUUCCCACCAAGGGGGAAUGGCUACAUGCAGCAACAUGGCGGAAUUAUUGGUGAAUGAAUCGUUCCUCUGUCACCAAAUUGGGAAAUCUUGAAGACGUCACUGAAGCCGUCACGAGACCCGUCGCCGUCGAUCGCCAACCGCAAUUGAAGAAAUCUGCGAUCUUCGGAUACGGUGGGACUCCACCGGCGUCUGGAAAAACAGGUCCGGCACUGCACUAUCCACAAUGGCAAUACAAUGAAGAUUUUAUAUUGAUGAAAAUUGACCCUUUUUUUAUACGCGUAGUUGGUAGCUUACUCAUGUUAAUCAUGAGUGGUAAAAGUCUGCGUCAGAACUAUUUUCUUGGGUGGAAACAGAGCGUGUUGUGGUUUGAUUACCUGCAACCCGCCAAAAUCCGCCGCCGAGCGAAACAGAGCGCCAGUUUCCUCCAGCAGCUGAGUCACCACCCGCCAUAACUGCGCUCACCAAAUUCUCCUCAACUGUUCAGUCUUUUUCCAACAAUGGGAAAUCCUUUUUGCAUAAGGUUAUUAUUUGAAUUUUGGAAAAACUCCAAAGCUCGCCAUUCAAGACAAACUCUGGACAAUCCACUGCGUCACCACCAUGAUAGAAACUUGCACUGCAGAUUUCAAAUAAUGGCCGCCGAAGGCGAGAAACCAUUUCCAUGGAUCUUCCCAAUCGGCUCCUUCUACCGCCAUUUCUCUUCUUCUUCUUCUUCUCGGUGUUCCUAUUUCGCGCCACCGCUACAAACGACGCCGUAACCCCGGCGCAACCGCUUAAGGACGGUGACGUUUUGAUCUCGGAGACCGGCAAAUUCGCUCUCGGGUUCUUCUCCCCCGGCCGCUCCACCAACCGAUACCUCGGCAUUUGGUUCCACGAAGUCCCGGAGCUAACCGUCAUCUGGGUAGCCAAUCGGAACGACCCCAUCGCCGCCGGCGACUCCGGAUUCCUCUCAAUCGACUCCACCGGCAACCUCGUCUUGUUCGCCGGCGACGGAGAAGAUCAAAACCGAAAUCGAACUCAAACCCAAGUUCCCAUUUGGUCAACCAACGUUUCGGCCGGUCUCGAUUCUAGUUCUCCGCGCUCGGCGCGGAUUCUGGAUUCAGGGAAUUUCGCGCUGUUCAGCAGUUCCAAUUCGACGAUUCUGUGGCAGAGUGUUGAUUACCCGACGAACACUUUCCUACCCGGAGCGAAGCUCGGGCUGGAUCGGAAAUCGGGUCUGGACCGGUUCUUAAACUCGUGGCGGUCCGAGGACGACCCGGCAACCGGGAAAUUCUCGUUUCGGCUCAACCCGAAGGGCUCCCCGCAAUUCUUUUUGUACGAAGACGGGAAACCUUACUCUCGAAGUUUUCCUUGGCCGUGGGGGAGCUACGGCGAGAUCUUCAACGUCUCGUUCGUGAACAACGAAGAAGCAACGUUCUUUGAAAUCGCUCUGAACGACGAUUCUUUUCUCUUCUGGGAAGUUUUGGAUUCGACUGGGGUCAUAAGGGAGAAGAUCUGGCGAAAGGGCUACGACGGAUGGAAGGAGUACUGGGCGACCCCGACUCAGAAAUGCGAUUCGUACAGGCGCUGCGGCGCCAACGGUUUGUGCGAUCCGAGCAAUUUCAACACUUUCGAGUGUUCUUGCUUGCCUGGAUAUGUACCCAGGUCGCCGAGAAGCUGGCGAUUGUUCGAUGGCUCCGGUGGGUGCGUUAGGAAGCCGUCGAAAUCGGGGUCGAAAUUGGAAUUGGAUUUCGAAUUGAAACCGGAAUUGGGAUUGGGAACUUCUGAUGGAUUUUGUGGGGUGGGAGAAGGGUUUGUGAGAGUGCCGAAGGUGAAGACUCCUGAGAGUUCAGGAGCUGUUUGGGUGGAGAAUGAGGGUGGCGGCGAGUUGAGCUGCGAAAGGGAGUGCAGGAAGAACUGUUCAUGUUCUGCUUAUGCUGAAAUAGAUGCUACUUUGAAGGAGAAAGGUUGCUUGUUAUGGUACGGAGAGCUGGCGGAUACUGUCUAUUUCCCUGUUAGUUUCCAUGAUUUGUAUGUUCGAGUUGAUGCAGAGGAAUUUGCUAACUAUCAGGGUGGAUCAAACAAUUCUCUUGAGUUGAAGUUGAAGUUGAGCAUUCUUCUGCCAUCUAUUGGUUCAGUAGGGCUUGUCGUUAUCGUGAUUGCUUUCUUUCGGCUCAGGAAGUGGCGAAAUAGGACAGCAAAGAAGAGAAGGAUCAGAAAUUUGUUCCACCCAAAUGAUGGUUCAAACCACUUCACAAAUUCUGUGGUUACAGAGCAAAUGGAGGGACAUGCAGUAUAUCCCGAGUUGCCAUUUUUCAGCCUCAAUGCCAUAAGGGCUGCUACUGACAAUUUUUCUCCAGCUAACACACUUGGAAGAGGAGGUUUUGGCUCUGUGUACAAGGGCAGAUUACCCAAUGGACAAGAGAUUGCAGUGAAAAAGCUGAGCGAAAAUUCUAGGCAAGGCUUGGAGCAGUUCAGGAAUGAAGUGCUGUUGAUUGCAAAGCUCCAGCAUAGGAAUCUUGUGAAGCUCCAUGGAUGCUGCAUAGAAGAAGAAGAACAAAUGUUGAUUUACGAGUACUUGCCCAACAGAAGUUUGGAUCUUUUUCUUUUUGAUCGAAAGGGAGGAACAGUGUUGGACUGGACUAGGCGUUUCAGUAUCAUAGUUGGCAUUGCCCGUGGAAUCUUGUAUCUUCAUCAGGAUUCGAGGUUCAGAAUCAUACAUCGAGACUUGAAAACCAGCAACAUUCUACUAGAUGGAGAGCUGAACCCCAAGAUCUCAGAUUUCGGCAUGGCUAUGAUACUGGAGGCCGACCAAGUUCAUGGGAAGACGUCCAGCAUUGGAGGAACUUAUGGUUACAUGUCGCCAGAGUAUGCAGUGUUCGGGAAAUUCUCCGAAAAAUCUGAUGUUUUCAGUUUCGGUGUCAUAUUGCUUGAAAUGAUAACUGGCAAGAAGAUCAAUAGAGUUCACUCAGAAGAUGAGAACCUGAAUUUGAUAACCUAUGUGUGGGAGCGAUGGAAGGAAGAGAAAGCAUUAGAGGUCGUGGAUUCAUCAAUGGAGGGAUCUCUCAAUGCUCAGGAAGUAUUAAAAUGCAUCCAAAUUGGGUUGCUAUGUGUAGAGGAAGAUGUUCAAGAUCGACCUAAUAUGUCGAUGACGGUUCUUAUGUUGAACACUGCAAUGCCACUUCCUCUCCCCAAGCAACCUGGGUUUCCCGGUACAAGCUGCUUCAAAAAACCCAGAGGAGCAGCAGAAGGAUCAUUUUCUGUAAACGAGAUGUUUUGGCCGCACAAUUUGAUGGACAGGGACAGGAGUGGCUCGGGGUGCCUGCUUGUAGUGAUUGAGCUCUACUACGGGAGGAUGGUUCAAUCAGAAUUCUCGAGCGUGGAAAUUGCGUUGUUUGUUCGUUUGAUUGGCCAAUUCGUGCAGGCCCAAAAGGCGAAGAGCAUUCUGUCUUUCAACAACGACCCUGCAACUGCAAAUGGCGUCGGCGAUGAUGGCUCUCAAGAUUCCGGCACCGCCCGCCUCAGGCAGCUCCGCAACAAACAAGAGCUCAAGCUGGACCUCUCAUGCAGGAUGUUCUCGAAUUUCGCUUUCUCCUUCUCGAUCAUCUUGGUGCUCCCCGGAAUAACCACUCUUUACUACACUGGUUUGACCUUCGGAUCGUUGUUACAUGGCUGGUUCAUAGCCGGGUUGUUCACCAUGUUUGUCGGGUCCGCAAUGGGUGAGAUUUGCUCUGCUUACCCGACAUCCUGUGGUCUCUGCUCAUGCUCGCCACGCCAGCCCUUCUUGGGCGCCUUUUGCCUCCUGGAACACUGGCUGGAGUGCAGGUUCAACAUUGUUGGCCAGUGGGCUGUGACGGCAAGAGUGGACUUUUUCCUUGCACAAAUGAUUCAGGUGAUCAUUCUGCUCAGUACAGGUGGUCAAAAUGGUGGUGGAUAUCAAGCAUCGAAGUUCGUAGUCAUUGCUUUGCAUAGUGGCAUCCUUUUCCUCCAUGCUUCAUCCCAGCUGUCGCAAACCGAAAGAACGAGUGCUAAGUUUGUAUUCACACACUUCAAUAAUGAUAACGGGGAUGGAAUCAACAACAAGCUUUACUUCUUUGUUCUGGGCCUUCUGAUGAGCCAGUACACUCUUACAGGAUAUGAUGCUUCUGCCCACAUGACAGAGGAAACAAAGAGUGCCGACAAGAAUGGUCCAAAGGGGACAAUAAGUUCCAUCGGAAUAUCAGUCAUAUUUGGCUAUGCCAUUGCCGAGAUAUUCUACCAAGCUUUCAAAAGAAGAUAUGAAAGUGGAUUUGUUGGGAUUAUAUGCUUAGGAGUUGUUGCAGUUGCCAUCUUCUUCUGUGGUAUGAGUUCGGUAACUAGCAACUCCAGGAUGGCUUAUGCAUUCUCUAGAGAUGGAGCCAUGCCAUUCUAUUCGCUCUGGCACAAAGUCAACGUCCCAUCAAUGCUGUUUGGUUGUCUGUCGUCAGAUCCUUCUGCAUGACAUUAACGGUAAUAAUGCUUUCUUUAACACAUAUUUGUCAAUUCCUUCCUAGCUUAGUACUAAAAACGCUACAAUUUUAUCACACUUUGACUUGAUAGUGCAGCAUCUCGUAAGCGAAGUGGCAUUUCAGGCAAUGGUGUCUAUAGCAACCACCGGGCCUAAUAUUGCAUAUGCAUUGCCAGUUGCCUAUCUUUUCAGGGUGACAUUGGCUCGCAAGAGGUUUUUUCGGGGGCCAUUCCACUUGGGAUGUUAUGGUAUCCGGAUUGGUUGGACUUCUGUGGGGGAAUUGUUUCUGUUGGUUGCUUGUGGAUGGGUUUUCAGUGCCAGGACGUGGUUAAGAGGUCCCGUCACCAAUGUGACUGUAUAGAUCAAUUAGGAAUCUGCUAUUUUUGGAGCGUUAUAGGGAAUACUGAAUCAAAGUAGUGAUAUAGCAUAGUCAGUUCUCGAGUGUUUUUGGGAAUACUGAAUUAUUUGAUAAUGGGAAUUUAGUUAAUCAAUGAGCUUCCCCGACACAAGACAUCAGCUACCCAUGCAGAAUAAUGAUUCACAUUGACUAGAUUGGGCUCACGAGAAGUAAUUUCUUCUUCCUCAAGCAAAGACACCAUCUCAUUGUUAGUACUUCGGCUGCAACUUACUCUGACCACCUGCGGCAUGUUUUUGCAGAGGCCCGCCAUUGAUGCUCGCCCUGUCGGAUAUGUUUCCCGCUUCAAAGGAGGUAAAACUAAUGGAUUCUGUUUAAGCCACUGUAUUGUUAAAUGGAUGUUAUUUGUUUGAUGUAACUGAAUUAUGUGAGACAUAUUGGCAAAAAUUACGCCGAUAAUACGUGUUUGACCACAUAAGUGCCUUAUAAAAUAUCCAGCGGUUC
Linum trigynum is the source of this 5498-nucleotide messenger RNA. The record is from the annotation of a GenBank genome assembly. NCBI's taxonomy places the organism in Eukaryota, Viridiplantae, Streptophyta, Magnoliopsida, Malpighiales, Linaceae.